Messenger RNA from Rotaria sp. Silwood1, 1932 nucleotides. Lineage: Eukaryota; Metazoa; Rotifera; Eurotatoria; Philodinida; Philodinidae. The record is from the annotation of a GenBank genome assembly.
AUGACAAGAACGAAUAUGAACCAAGAAAGUAACGAAAAAAAACCAUUACUCGAUCACGAAAAAUCAUCUCAUAGUAUCCAAGAUCAAAAUCAACGUGCAUCUUCUCGUCUUGAAUGGGCAGAAUCAUCUUGGUUUCGUCUCUUCCAUAUUUUAUUUUUUUCUUGGCUUAAACCAAUUCUUUUAUCGGCAUAUAGACGACAAUUAGUAGAAGAUGAACUUGAUGAACCACCUCUGAUUGAUAAAACUGUAGUACUAUUAGAGAGAUUACGAUCUCAUGAUUGGUCAUCAACAACAACAUGGAUGAUUAUUAGAAAAGAAUUUAUGAAAGACUUAAUUUCGGCUGAACGACAAGCAUUGUUUCGUUCAAAUCGUGUUGGUAUUCGAAUUCGUAAUGCAUUGAAUAUCAUCAUUUAUAUGCGUACAUUGUCUUUGAAGUUGACAUCUUCACAAGAAAUAAAUACAGGUCAAAUUUUGAACUUAAUCACCAGUUAUACACUCAAUCUUGAAGAACUAUGCACCAAUUUAGCUGUUGUAACAGGAGGCAUUCUUCAAAUAAUUAUUCUAUUUGGUUUACUUUCUUGGAUUAUACACCCAAUACCAACAUUAUGUGGAUAUGCUUUGUGUCCAAUAUUGAUUCUAAUACAAAUUUAUUUCGGUCGAAAGUUUCGUCAAUGUCGUGAAAUAACAGCGGUGUGUAGUGAUAAACGUAUACACGCAUAUAGUGAAUUUAUCUAUGGAUGUCAUUCUGUUAAAAUGUACAAUUGGGAAAAACUGAUGGAAAAUCGUAUAGUUCAAAUGCGUAAAAGUGAAUUAGAAAGUAUUCGAUAUACAUCUCGUUUUCAUGCAUUCAAUAUUACUCAAUAUUUUAUAUCAACACAACUAUUUUCAUUAGCCAUAUUUGGUAGUGCUUGGCUUUUAGGUUAUCCAUUGACUACAGCAAAUACUUUUCCACUUGUUUUAGCUUUUUCUUUUAUUCGAAGUAGUAUUGGAUACUACAUACCAACAACAUUCCAAAAGUUCAGUGAAGCAAAGUUUGCAUCAAAAAGAAUCGAUGCAUUCCUACGUUUAACUGUGAAACAAGAACAUCAGUCUUCAUCAAACAUAUUGUCAAGUGAUGAGAAACAAAAAGGAAGUAUCAUCAUGUCCAAUGUUUCAUUUUCUUGGCAAAACGAUAUUUCUUGUCUAUCGUCACUGAAUGUAUCGAUUGAAAAAGGUACAUUUGUUGGUAUCGUUGGACCAGUUGGUUGUGGUAAAUCAUCUUUUCUUGCUGCUAUUCUUGGUGAAAUGAAUCUUAUCGAAGGUCAGGUGAAUACACAUCAUAGCUCAUUUUCUUAUGCUGCUCAAUCUCCAUGGGUAUUUUCUGAUACAUUUCGUAAUAAUAUUCUUCUAAAUCGACCAUAUGAUGAACAAAGAUAUAGGGACGUGAUAGAUGCCUGUUGUCUUGAUGUUGAUCUUAGUCGAUUGGGAUCUUGUGGUGAUUUGACAAUAAUGGGAGACAAUGGAGUCAAUUUAAGUGGAGGACAAAAAGCACGAGUAGGAUUAGCACGUGCUUUGUAUGCUGAUGCCGAUAUUUAUUUACUUGAUGAUCCUUUAUCAGCUGUUGAUCGUACAGUAGUCAAAUACAUUUAUGAACGAUGCAUUGGUCCAAAUGGAAUAUUGAGAGAUAAAACUCGACUACUAGUUACUCAUCAAACUCAAUUUCUUUUUGAAGCAGAUCAAAUUAUAUUUCUUUCACAUGGACAAAUUGAUAAAGAAGGUCGGUUAGACAAAGACUUCACAAGACAAAAUGUGUGUGACAAAAAACAAACAUCUACAUUAGUUGCAAUGCUUGAAGACAAUCCACCUGAAUCUGAUGAUCAAUCAGCCAUCACCGAUGAAAUAUCAGUGAAAUAUUCAAUGACAGUGCGAACUAUUGGCUUAGUGUAUGGUUGA